GGAAUUUCUGAUAGUGAUAUAAUCAAGAAACAUGAACAGAGAUGAAGAUCUCGUUUUGUUUAGGGACAUGUAUAAGCGCGAAAAGAAUGAUCUAGCUAGCCUUCUUCUCCCGGUCCCUGAUGAAUUCGAGGCAAAUGGGAAUUAUGCACUAUACAGAAUGGCUUCUACCAAGAAAGGUCAAGUGGGAUUGGAUUAUUACUUGAUGAGCAAUGAAACCGGAAAGAAUGACUAUGACUGGUUGAAAACGCCUCCAGCUACGCCUUUGUUUCCAUCUCUUGACAUGGAAGCCAAUGAUCCAGAACUAGUCAUUCAGAAAGAGAUCCCAAUUAUUCAACCAGUUGUCACUCUAUCAAGGUUCACUGACAAGACGGGGGCUGCCAAAACAAGAAGUACUCUUACAAGAUCAGCAUCACCUAAUACAAAACCAAAACAAAUUGUAAAACAAAGUGCAUCAUCAAUAGAGAAGAAGAACACAAGAUUUUCAGCAACAACAACAAUAACAAUGAUCAAAUCCAACACUAGCAAUGAUAAUAAAGAAAGAUCAAACACAUUGCCAUCAAAUGCAACAAGAACAACAAAGCAAAAAGAUGCAAGUCUUAAUUUCCUAGCUUCCAAUUUAUCAAAAACAUUGGGAAUGGAGUCGUCUUUGAAUACCACUAGGCCUAAAAGCAGGGGAGUGUCCCCUGCUGGAAGGCCAAAAAUCCUGGGAGCUCAGUUCCCAGGAUUUUCUAAUGAGACCCCAACUAACCUCAGAACAGACCGGUCCCUGUCAGCUAAUAGGGGCCGGCCUAACCAAUCAACUAACCAAAGGCCAGUAUCAUCAUCAUCGUCAUCUUCUUCUACUUCAUCGUCACUACCAUCUACAAAACCAAUGAGACGACAAUCUUGUUCCCCCAGUGUAACGCGUGGACGACAACAAGAGAUUAGUACAACUAGUACAAAACCUCAACAUGGGAAUGGCACAACACAAGUUCUUGGCAGCAAAAUGGUGGACAAGUUCUUGAAUGCUAGGAAGUCAAUUCAUGAAGAAAAGGAUAUUAACAAGACAAAGUUGAAUGGUUCAAUGAAUGAGAGCCCUGGUUUUGGAAGGCACAUUUCAAGAAUUUCAGCAAAUUUGGCUCACAAGCACAUGGUAAGUGUAUUUGAUUUUUUAAUCAACUCAUGUUAUUAA
Molecule: messenger RNA, 1171 nt
Organism: Capsicum annuum
Lineage: Eukaryota; Viridiplantae; Streptophyta; Magnoliopsida; Solanales; Solanaceae
Exons: 4
Coding region: 32-1171 (379 amino acids)
Biological process (GO): cortical microtubule organization
Cellular component (GO): cortical microtubule
Source: RefSeq, a predicted model, not a curated record